This is a messenger RNA of Symbiodinium sp. CCMP2456, 808 nucleotides long. Lineage: Eukaryota; Dinophyceae; Suessiales; Symbiodiniaceae. The record is from the annotation of a GenBank genome assembly.
AUGGAGAACCUCCCCGAGUUGCCUGAAGGAGUGACCAAGGUCACCAAGCGCCACCCACCGACGCGGAAGUUCUUGCCUCCAAGUUUGGGGGAUGAGGUGGAAGUCAAGUUUUCAUUGGCUACUUCUCAGGCCGAACUGCUGGGUUGCUCGGAAGAGAUCUGCACGUACAUCGCGGGUCAGCAUUUGAGUCUUCCUGGUCUGGACAUCGCGGUACAGCGCCUUUUCAAGGGCGAGCAGGCAGACUUUGGCAUGGCCUCCAGCCUGGUUUAUGGCAGCUCCCUUCCUGCUGAGCUGUCGCCUGAAAGCCUAGUCACCCUCUCCGUCGAGCUGGUCUCCUGCCCUUUGCGCCAGGACAUCUUCGGCGAUGGGGGAGCUCUUAAGGAGCUUCGCAAAGCGACGGACGGCCGCCCACCCCGACCGGGUGAUGAAUGCCAGAUCAGCUACGAGGUCCUGGCUGAUGGGGCUCAGGUGAUGGCUGCCAAAGCCGCCGUGUACAAGAUUGGAGGCGAACAGCUUGGUCAGAUUGCGCGCGUGAUGGACAAGGCGCUGCUGUCCAUGAAGCUUGGAGAGGAGGCGCUGGUGUCUUGUAAGGCAGGCUACACUAUGAUCGGCGACUCUGAUAAGAAGCCUGUGACCCUCUACCUUUCUCUGGAGGAGAUUUACCAAGUGCACGAUGUCAGCCUCGGAUCCCUGGACGGAAGCGUCCUGCGAAAGCGGAUAAAGGAGGGAAGUGGCCCGGACAAGCUGGAUGACACGGGGAAGGUGUGCCUGCGGGUGCACAAGAUUGCGGCGAAUGGGGUGGAGAAGG